AUGUCAAUUGUUCCAAGCUCCGUUGCAGGCGAGUCAUCCAUUUCAGGCGCGUCUUUUUUCCGUGGAGCAACAUUGGCCGAGCUUGAGCAAAAACAGAGGUGUCGGAUCCAGCAAGAUACCAUUUUUAAUCUGGAAUCAAAGGUCCGGGAGCUUAAAGAGGAAAACGCAAGUUUGAAAAUGCGCUUGAUCAACAAAAAAGGCGCUGUUCGACCUGCUGUCUCUGACACAUCGGAUUGCGCAGCCGAAAUAGCUCUCCGAAAGGACCUUAUUCGUCUUGCUAAAUAUCAUUUCAUUUUCUAUCGUAUUAUUGUUCCCAAGUCACUCUUUGGAAAUCCCAGGCCUUCGUUCAGCUCUAACAAUGCAUCUGCUCGGUACAAAGACGAGAAUACAUCCAAGCUUGGCAAUAUUGCGGAAUUGUACGAAUGCUUUCCAGCAAAGUACCAUUCAAUUAUCAGUGAGAAUGUGGAGAUGGCAGUUAAUGUGUUCGUUAAAGGCUUGUCGGAAGGCCGUUCAACAAUACUAAAUAAGAUUCGGACCUCUGCGCCUUCUAUUUUCCCAAACAUUCCAUCUGAGCUGUUCACCUCACCAUUGUCUUUUGGCCUAAGCUCCCAUGCGGUUGUGCAAACAUUGCUUGGUGCAUCGGACCGUGUAAAAGUGAUGACCGGAACGAAGGAAAUCUGGAAGCUCAUUUAUCCCAAUGACACUGCGCACACAUUUCCCCCAGUUUUAUUUGCAGAUUCUGACACCAACAACGCUUUGGGACUUUUUAAAAGUGAUUUUCUUUUGAAGACGGCAAGAAUCAUUCUUCUAGGGCCAUCGGCCUUAAAGGCGGAGAUUAUGCCUCGAACACGGGAAGAUAGUCCAAGCGCCCAUAUUGAUAGUCGUAUGAAUUGUACAACACCAGGCUUGAUAGCUGCGUCUGCAACAGCGACUAUAUACAUCUUAUCCGACGACCGUGAAUUUACCAGUAGUGGUGUAGGACCAACAACAGGGAGGCUUUAUCUUGCUCAACACGAUAUGUACAAGCAUUAUCUCAUUACACAGCAGUCAUCACUCGCUUCACUGUUCAAAUAUUGGGAUAAUAUUCUCUUUCCACACCAAAAACCCAUUAUUCCUACUUCUAUUACACAGCAGCCUACGGAAAUCCUUACAUCAAGCCAUUCCAGGAUGUCGGAUUCCGAGUCAAGUCCAUCUCCGCAUCCGGUUUAUCAGAUGAUUGCCAACUUUAGUCGACAAACAACCAUAACUCCUAGUUCAACAACUUCUAUUCCGGGUCCUAUCGUUAAUGUGGAAGACCGUGACACCGACUCUGAUGUAGAAGACUUUGCGCCGCCACUACAAAGCACUCGGAACCUGCCAUCUAAUACUCAGGAUAUUACUGAAGAUAGAUCUGAUACUGACGAAGAACCGACUCCGGCAGCCUUUGAGUCUGCACUCCAUGUUACAAAUACCACGGUCAAUGCUCCACUCCCAGUAUUUCUCCCAGUUCCGAAGACUCAGACUCCGACAAGCCCUCCCCUUUCUUCCAAUACAGUCUCUGUUCCUAAUGCUUCCACAAGCAUUUCUCCACUUGAAGCACCAGUAAUCAAGCCAAAACGUGGUCGAAAGAAGGGGUUGGCCCCUGUGCAGCCUGACGCAACUGUUGUAGCCAAAACACGGAGCACACGCUCUAGUAAGCGUGCUAAUAUUACACCAUUAUAG
Messenger RNA from Psilocybe cubensis, 1701 nucleotides. RefSeq lists its product as uncharacterized. Lineage: Eukaryota; Fungi; Basidiomycota; Agaricomycetes; Agaricales; Agrocybaceae. The transcript is spliced from 6 exons. The record is from RefSeq and is a predicted model, not a curated record. The coding region runs from base 1 to 1701 and encodes 566 amino acids.